Messenger RNA from Lethenteron reissneri (Far Eastern brook lamprey), 1813 nucleotides. RefSeq names its product collagen alpha-2(I) chain-like. Gene Ontology annotation, cellular component: nucleus; cytoplasm. Gene Ontology annotation, biological process: entrainment of circadian clock by photoperiod; negative regulation of transcription by RNA polymerase II; circadian regulation of gene expression. NCBI's taxonomy places the organism in Eukaryota, Metazoa, Chordata, Hyperoartia, Petromyzontiformes, Petromyzontidae. The record is from RefSeq and is a predicted model, not a curated record. Gene Ontology annotation, molecular function: transcription corepressor binding; transcription cis-regulatory region binding.
CUCUCGGUGUCCCCCAGCUCGUCUCUGCACUGUGCACAGCUCCUGUUGCUUGCACCAAGAAACCAGCACGCAGCAGCAGCAGCAGUACCAGCAGUAGUAGCAGCAGCAGUACCAGCAGCAGUAGUAGUACCAUCAGUAGUGGUACCAGCAGCAGUAGUAGUACCAUCAGUAGUGGUACCAGCAGCAGCAGCAGGAGCAGCAGCAGCAGUAGUACCAUCAGCAGCAGCAGGAGCAUCAGCAGCAGGAGCAGCAGCAGCGCCUGCGUGCGUGCAGUUGCAGCAGUCCUGCGUCCAUCACUUAGCCGGACUGUGCCAGGCUCCGUGUGAGCCGGCCCCGGCUCUGUUCCCACUGCCGCUGCUCUCGCUGAGCCAACUCAGACUCUCAGCCUCGCGGAGACUCCACACCAUGAGGGCGACGUGUUCCAUCUGCGUGUCACUCUGCACGGGCCGUGUGCUCUUCGCUUUGGGCGAGAAGUCGCCCAGAGCCCCAUGGUGGAGCUGCCCCACGGUGGAGCCGCCCCACGGUGGAGCAGCCCCAGGGCGGAGCAGCUUCCUAGACUGGCUCCACCCUGGGGACGUGGGAGCUUUCGUCAGAGCGUCAGCGCACGCUCAGAACAUCUCACUCGCUGGUGGUGAUACAGGAGGCGUUGAUGGUGUUGAUGGUGGCCAUGAGUCGUCAUUCUACUGUCGAUUCAAAUCCCACAAUGGUCCCUACAAGAUGAGCGCAUUCCUGGCGCUCGUUUUGGACCCGGAAGAGUCCCACAAUGGAGCUCCGCGCGGGGACCAGGGAGAGGCCCACAACGGAGCUCCGCGCGGGGACCAGGGAGAGGCCCACAACGGAGCUCCGCGCGGGGACCAGGGAGAGGCCCACAACGGAGCUCCGCGCGGGGACCAGGGAGAGGCCCACAACGGAGCUCUGCGCGGGGACCAGGGAGAAGCCCACAACGGAGCUCCGCGCGGGGACCAGGGAGAGGCCCACAACGGAGCUCCGCGCGGGGAACAGGGAGAGGCCCACAACGGAGCUCCGCGCGGGGAACAGGGAGAGGCCCACAACGGAGCUCCGCGCGGGGAACAGGGAGAGGCCCACAACGGAGCUCCGCGCGGGGAACAGGGAGAGGCCCACAACGGAGCUCCGCGCGGGGACCAGGGAGAGGCCCGCAACGGAGCUCCGCGCGGGGACCAGGGAGAGGCCCGCAACGGAGCUCCGCGCGGGGAACAGGGAGAGGCCCGCAACGGAGCUCCGCGCGGGGACCAGGGAGAGGCCUACAAAGGAGCUCCGCGCGAGGACCAGGGAGAGGCCCACAAAGGAGCUCCGCGCGGGGACCAGGGAGAGGCCCACAAAGGAGCUCCGCGCGGGGACCAGGGAGAGGCCCACAAAGGAGCUCCGCGCGGGGACCAGGGAGAGGCCCGCAACGGAGCUCCGCGCGGGGAACAGGGAGAGGCCCGCAACGGAGCUCCGCGCGGGGACCAGGGAGAGGCCUACAAAGGAGCUCCGCGCGGGGACCAGGGAGAGGCCCACAAAGGAGCUCCGCGUGGGGACCAGGGAGAGGCCCACAACGGAGCUCCGAGCUCCACUGAGAGGUGCCUCCUGUUGUUUGGCAGGAGAGUGACGUCAGCGUACACAGCUCCUCACCGAUUGGCCCCCGAGCUGCUCACAUUCACAACAAGCCACGCCCCCAACUGCGUCAUCACCCACGUGGACGAGAGGGCUGUCCCCCUGUUGGGGUUCCUACCGCAGGAGCUGGUGGGAUCGUCUUUGUUGUCGUUCAUCCACCGCUCGGAUCACGCACUCAUCCUGAACCUUCACCGGCGCA